Messenger RNA from Lactuca virosa, 297 nucleotides. The record is from the annotation of a GenBank genome assembly. Lineage: Eukaryota; Viridiplantae; Streptophyta; Magnoliopsida; Asterales; Asteraceae.
AUGUGGUUUUCAGAUCGAGUAAGGAAAGAAACGAACGAGACUGAAGAUUGGAGUCUCCGGCAGUGGCUGGCGAUUGUGGGGAGGGGUGGCGUCGAUCUCCGACGAGCCCUCCUUCACUGUUCCUUUUCCCGAUCCGGCAUCAAAACACACAUGGGAGGGAGGCAUAUGCAGUCGCCGAUCAAAGGGAGUGUCACAGAAGUCCCUUUGUAUAGAAGUGCUCUGUUCCACCGGCGACGAUCAAGGCAAAUCCAACCCUUCAAUUUUCUCUCUUCGAGUAGAGUUUUCGAUCGGAUCUGA